Messenger RNA from Brassica oleracea var. oleracea, 867 nucleotides. Its product is annotated as nucleolin 1-like. The record is from RefSeq and is a predicted model, not a curated record. Lineage: Eukaryota; Viridiplantae; Streptophyta; Magnoliopsida; Brassicales; Brassicaceae. The coding region runs from base 51 to 728 and encodes 225 amino acids. The transcript has 5 exons. Gene Ontology annotation, molecular function: RNA binding.
AAACAAACGAAAACCGUGCUCAGUUUUUCUCUUCUCUUUUAAAUUAAUCCAUGGACGAGAGCAAGCUCAAGAGAUGCUCCACUUCAUCCACCCAUGCUGAAGCAGUUGAUGAGGCCACAGAUCCUUUGCAAAAGGCAGACAAAAGAGAGUUGGAUGAUUCGGAGACAGAAGUUAAUAGUCGGAAGAAGCAGAAGCAGGAGGAAGAAACCACAGAGAAGAAGAAAGAGUGUUGUUUCGACACUAAAGAUGCAAAGGGAAACAAUGAGCGUACAAUAUUCGUCACGGGUUUUGAUAAUAGCGGUUCUAGGGAUGAGAUCAGGAGCGCACUGGCUAAACAUUUCAGUUCAUGUGGAGAGUUGACGAGGGUUUUUGUUCACAUCGAGUGUGAAACUGGUGUUUCCAGAGGAUAUGCUUUUAUUAAUCUGAAAAACCGUGUUGGCAUUGAGGCCGCGUUAACUCUCAAUGGAAGCGACUUGGGAGGUCGGAAGCUUCUGGUUACAAUGGCUAGACUUAGAGACGAAUAUUAUGGCCACUUUAACUUUAAAGGCUGUGAAAUUUGUUUUGCUAUGUUUGCUGCCGCCAGUCGGAGACUGACAAGAUGGAAACUUCGAACUGGUGGUGGCAAAGUCGCGAUCUUGUCUCCAGAAUUUCAAGAAAAGGCCCGUCUUCAUUAUAAAAAAGCAAUGGCUUCUCGCAAGAUGGCGAAGUCUAAAUCCAACGAAGGCUAAUAUUUUUACUUGUUUCUCGACCAGCUCCAUCAAACGGCUUUUUUUAUAUCAUUUUUGUUUUUUAUUUAUAAAAGAAAACAUAUAUUAUGCUAUUUUGGCUGCCGUGUUUAUGCUUCAAUCAGAUUAUGAACUUUUCUUU